Molecule: messenger RNA, 10173 nt
Organism: Pangasianodon hypophthalmus (striped catfish)
Lineage: Eukaryota; Metazoa; Chordata; Actinopteri; Siluriformes; Pangasiidae
Gene: grk5l
Product: G protein-coupled receptor kinase 5 like
Exons: 17
Coding region: 1327-3018 (563 amino acids)
Biological process (GO): protein phosphorylation; regulation of signal transduction; signal transduction
Cellular component (GO): cytoplasm
Molecular function (GO): G protein-coupled receptor kinase activity; ATP binding
Source: RefSeq, a predicted model, not a curated record
UGCAAAAAGAACAUGGCAACCUCUGAGCAGCUCCAUAUGCCAUUUAUCUGCUGGAUCUGGCUGCCAUAGGUGGCAGUGUGUGUGUGAGUGUGUGUGAGUGUGUGUUCGGAGGCCGGUGUGUGUGUGAGUGUGUGUGAGUGUGUGUGAGUGAGUGAGUGUGUGUGUGUGACACACUGAACGAGGGAAACGACUCGGGCCGGAAAAAAACGAUGGCAAAGUGAAAGCAGAAAGACUCGAGCAGCUUGUGGGGCUCAGAGACCAGGAGCCGAGUGAGGAACCAGUGAGGAGCUGGGAUCAACCUUCAUCCACCACCUCCUCCACCACCACCACCAUCUCCUCCUCCUCCUCCACCACCUCUUGUUCUUCUUCCUCUUCUUUUCUGCCAUGCAUCAUCAUCAUCAUCAUCAUCAUCGGAGGAGGAUGUAGACCCCUCGGCCUGCUCUGAAGACUACCAUUUGAAUGGGACUUUUUUUUUUUUUUUUUUUUUCCUUCGGUGAUGAAGCUUGUUUCAUGGAGCCCGAAAGACACGGACAGCGCGCGCGCAGCUUACCGGACGGCACGAGCGUGAAAUGGACAGGAUUUAGACUUUAAUUCGGUGUUUAUUUUUAUUUGUUUUUCGUGCUGAAUUGAGGGGAAAAAGAGGCGAAUUCGGGGCCUGGGGAGGAGCCUCGAUUUCUCUCUUCUUUCUUUAUUUGAAAUCUUUUGAGAGCAUCUUGAGCUUGCCGUGCGCGAGGCGGACGCGACCAUCGCACCGCACUGGGAUUGUGUUUUGUGUGUGUGUGCUUGUGGUGGUGGGGUUUUUUUGAUGGAGCUGGAGAACAUCGUUGCUAACACGGUGCUCCUUAAAGCGAGAGAGGUGAACAGUGUUUGUGGUUUGGGACGCGCCCACAGUGACGUGCUGACGGCGAGACAUCAGACAUGCGUGACUAAAUUCGAAUAAAUCUCUUCUUCUUCUCCUUUACGACACACAGCGAUGUCUGUUAUUAAUCUACGACCGUGACGUUUUUAUGAAGCGAAAUCCUCACUUAGUGCUCUGAUCAGCAGGACGGGAUAAAAGCCCAGGAAAACGUACGACGUGCGCCGACUUUCGGAAGCGCGUUUGGCCGAGAGAGAGACAGGAGAGAGAGUUAUGGAGAGAUGGGAACGCUGAUGGGAACGCUGAUGAUUCACGGCCUCGCUGUUCUUCCUGGGAAAGAAAUCCUGCUGGAAGCUCAGAAAGAGCCACUGGGACGGGUUUAUUAGAGCCGUCACGCCGCGUUCGCUCACAAAACACACGCUGAAGGAGCCGCGCUGCUGUUCGGGACACGUCCCAAACCUGACAGCAGAAUGAGGUCAUCAGGUGGAGGAGGAAAGCGGAAAGGGAGGAGUAAGAAAUGGAGGGAGAUCCUUCGCUUCCCCCACAUCAGCCAGUGCAUGGAGCUGAGCAAAAACAUCGAGAGGGAUUACUCCAGCCUGUGUGAAAAGCAGCCCAUAGGGAGACUGCUGUUUCGCCUCUACUGUGAGACCAGACCAGAGCUGCUGAGAUGCAUUCAUCUGCUGGACGCCAUGGAGGACUACGAGGUGACUCCGGACGAGAAGAGGAAGAAUCGAGGAGACCAGAUCAUCAAGAAGUUCCUCACCAAGCAGUCCCCGGAGUGUGUGGAUGUGGUGGAGGGUCUUGCCGAACGCUGCAGAGAAAACCUUGAGCUGAGUCCCUGCAAAGAGAUCUUCAGCGACUGCCGCAAGGCUCUGCAUGAGUACCUGAGUGGAGCUCCGUUCUCUGAUUACCAGAACAGCAUGUACUUCGACCGCUUCAUCCAGUGGAAAAUGCUGGAAAGGCAGCCAGUAACUAAAGACACGUUUCGGCAGUACAGAGUGUUGGGGAAAGGAGGCUUCGGAGAGGUGUGCGCGUGUCAGGUGAGGGCGACGGGGAAGAUGUACGCCUGUAAGAAGCUGGAGAAGAAGAGGAUAAAGAAGAGGAAGGGCGAGUCCAUGGCGCUGAACGAGAAACAGAUCCUGGAGAAAGUGAACAGCAGAUUCGUGGUGAGUUUAGCGUACGCGUACGAAACCAAAGACGCUCUGUGUCUGGUGCUGACCAUCAUGAACGGAGGAGAUCUGAAGUUCCACAUCUACAACAUGGGAACGCCGGGCUUCGAGAAGGAGCGCGUGCAGUUCUACGCUGCUGAGAUCUGCUGCGGUCUCGAGCACCUGCACCGAGAGUCCAUCGUCUACAGGGAUUUAAAACCAGAGAACAUUCUGUUAGAUGAUAACGGCCACAUCCGGAUCUCAGACCUGGGGCUGGCCAUUAAAGUGCCUGAUGGUGAGGCGAUAAGGGGCCGAGUCGGCACUGUGGGCUACAUGGCUCCAGAGGUGAUCAAUAACGAGCGCUACAGCAUGAGCCCUGAUUGGUGGGGUCUGGGCUGUCUGAUCUACGAGAUGACGGCGGGCCGCUCGCCGUUCCGCGCUCGCAAAGAACGAGUGAAGAGGGAGGAGGUGGAGAAACGAGUGCAGGAGGAGGAGGAGGAGUACAGCGAAAAGUUUACAGAAGACACCAAAGCCAUCUGCAGGAUGCUUUUAGCCAAAGACCCUAAGCAGAGGCUAGGCUGUAAGGCGGAAGGCGCAGCGGAGGUCAAAGCUCAUCCCUUCUUCAAGAACAUCAACUUUAAGAGACUGGAGGCUGGAAUUCUGGAGCCUUCCUUCGUGCCUGAUCCGAGAGCGGUGUACUGUAAGGACGUGUUGGACAUUGAGCAGUUUUCCACUGUUAAAGGAGUCAAUCUGGACCAAACCGAUAACGAUUUCUACUCCAAGUUCGCCACUGGCAGCGUCUCUAUACCAUGGCAGAAUGAGAUGAUUGAGACGGAGUGUUUUAGUGACCUUAAUGUGUUCGGGCCUCAGGGGACGCGAUCCCCGGACCUGGACUGGGGUCAGCCGCCCGAGGCUCCACGCCGCAGCCUGCUGGACCGCCUCUUCAGGAGGAACGUGAGGAUCUCCUCCUCCUCCUCACACACAGAGGAGCCGGCCCGAGAACACAACAGCUAACUACAGACCAGCAUCCAGAGGCGACCGUCGCUCGCAGCCGAGUCUCGUCUUCCAGCGUCAACUCCGCGUUGACUCCGUGUCAAGCUCCGCCCCCUAGUGGACAGACGCCUGCAGGACUACAGGGAACCAGAACGAGUGAUGUAUAGAUAGAGAAAGAGAAAGACUCACGGAAAAGAAGACGUUUUGUUUUCGUCCUGGAAUUUGCCAACGCGUUCCCGCUGGAGGGCAGGAGACGAAGCGACUCAGCUUUGGAGACGAUAAAGACGUUUCUUUAUUUUUUUGUCUUCGUUUUUUUUUUUUUUUUAACAAAAAAGGAGAACUUUUAGCCCUCACCUCAUGCUCCCUCAGGAUUGCUGGACCAGAAUUUAAAAAUAAAAAAAAACAAACAAAAGAAAAACAAAAAGAGCCACUGACAAUGACGGAAUAUUAAACUCUUUAUUAUUCAGGGGAUUUUACCGAGGCCUCCACAGGGAAGGGGACGAGGGGAUGACGAGGGCUUUUUCCCUUCGCUUGAGGAGGGAAAGGCUAACGGAGUGGACUGAAGAGACUCUACACACACUCGACACACACAGGCCUUCAAUCAUUCAUGCUCUCUCGCUCUUUUCCUUCUCCUCCGUCCCUCUAUCAAUCCACACUCGACGACAGGACGCGACACACACCUCCGAACCUCCACAUUGCCUUGUGUUUUUACACUCAGGCCAAAGAUAUGACACGUACAUAAAAAUUCGGUUGCUGUCAUUUUUCUUUGAGGUUAAGCCUAAAAUAGCACAACUCGGACACGCUAGUCGCUGUUUUUCCACUCAUUCAUGUUUGUCUAUCCAUAAAAGGGACGCUUUAUCAAAAAAAAAAAACUUUUUCUCAGAAAUUCUGUCUUAUGCUAGUUCGCUAGUUUACAGUGAAAUUUUAAAAUUAUAAACUUUUGUGACUAUGACUUAAAAAUCCCCUCUGAAAUCCUGUCAGUUUAGCUAACGUUAACUAGCAAAAUUAUUUAUAUUCCUUCAAAAAUCCUGUCAGGUUUGCUCGUGUUAGCUAGCCGGCCAGCAUUAACUGGUUAGCAUUAGCAGUUUAGACUUUAAAAGUACUGCUAGGUUAACGUAUGUUAGCUAGAUAGCAUUAGAAGUGAAAGUUAGUAAUAUUUUACAAAUAUAACUAAAAAAUCCUCUCAGAAAUCCUGGCUAGUACAUGCUAGCUAGCUCGCUAGCAUUAUUAUAGGAGAUUCUAAACUUUCAUGUACAAGUCCUGUCAAAAAUCCUGUCAGGUUAGAUCACAUUAUGAAUAUGAUUUAAAAAUCCUCACAGAAAUCUUGUCAUUUUAGCUAGCUAGUUAGUGCUCACAGUGAAGAUGAUGAACUUUUAUUAUUAAUAUUAAUAUGACUUUAAAGAAAAAAAUCCUCUCAGAAACCCUGUCAUGUUAGCGUGUGUUAGCUAGCUAGGAUUUGUAGUGAAGACUGUGAAUUUGUAUUAAUAUUGUUCUCAGAACUCUUGAGAAGUUAGCUUACGUUAGCCAGCUAGUCCAUGUUAGCAGUGAAGAUUAUGAACGUGUGUAAAUAUGAUUGAAGAAUUCUCUCAGAAAUCCUGUCAGGCCAGCUCUUCUAGCUAGCAUUAAGAAUAAAGAUGAUAAACAUUUUCCAGAAAUCCUGUCAGGUUUUAGCAUUUAGCAUCUUCCACAUAAAUUUUUUUUUAGAUGAAGCGUCCCUUUAAAAAAAAGAAAACACACAAACACACACACACACACACAUCUAUAACAUUUGGCAGCUUUAUAAGUUUGAGGACGGAGUUCAUCCCUCACUAUGAUGCUAACACUCACUUCCUGUGUGCGAUACAAAGGAAAUUAGCCAAAUGUGGAGACAGAAAAGUGGUGGUGGUCUUUUCAAACCAGCAGAUACACAGAUUGACAGCACAACAGCCAAUCAGGGAGCUUCACUUCAUCCAUCUCAUCUUAGAUUUCCACCCUUUAAAAGUUUAAGAAUCAGAUUUAGAACUCUGUGGUGGCGAUUAGCUACCUGUGGCUAAUCCGUCGUCCUCAUUCUCUCUAUGCUGCCUAGCUAGUGUUAAUACUGCUAACCCUGCGUUCACACAGCAGCCAUGUUUUACACCUCGCGUCGCCCAAACUGCUAGACGUCGGUCGCUAGUAAGCAUUAACGACUCAACGUUAAUCCUGGUUGCCGUGGUAACCAUGCUAGCACCUAGAUAAUAUAGUGGUCGCCUUCACAAAUUUUCUUAGAAGUAUAGUGUUUAGCUGCAUUGCACAAUCAAUGCGACUAAUAUUUACAGAAUUAUUUAAAUAUAUAUAUAUAUAUAUAAAUACGCUAAUAAAAAUCUUAAUUAAUAGACAGUUUUAGUAACAAAGCAUAUGUCGUCAUUCACACAGUUAUUUAAGCUAGCUAGCUUCAUUUUAAAAAAUUUCUCCAAACAUUUUUUAAAUAUUUCGUACAUUCCGAUAUAUUUCAAAGCAUUAAAUCACGACAGAAAAAUAGUCCCACUGUGCCUCACUCCUAUUGGCUAACGCUUUUCUUCUCAUUUGCAUCUUUACUUUCUAUCGGAUUUAUCGUAAAUAAGAAUUCGCAACCUAAAGGCUGCACAUAAACGUCCGUUAAAGACACAUUUACAAGAAGAAGAGCUCCGGGAACCGUCGUAAUACUCGAGUUUCCGAUUGGUUACUAAGUUUUGUCGAUUUAUUUCGCUGGUUCACAUUAAAAAAAUUAAAUAAUUCUUUUUCUAAAUUCUACAUUUCUAAAUAACUCAAUUACAUCAUGGAUGUACGUAGUUAGGAAAAAUUUCAAAGUUGAUUAAGCUAGCUUAUGUUAACGGUGCACUCUGAUGACUUCGUAAUUACAACUUUGCAACUUUCGGAAGCAUUUGUCGUGUCCCUUAGCCCCGCCCACUUCUCUUUGCUGAUCGUCGCUCCAAAUGACCGAGUCUCACUGCCGGUGUGAACGCAGGGUAACGAAGAAAUGCUGUAUGUGCCAAAACCUGCUGGCCAAAACAUGAAGGAAAACCAGUUGAUGGCUUUCUUUGUUGUAUGUUUUUUUUCCUUUUAAAUCCAUCAACAGUCGAAGAAGUCACAGUGGAAUUUGAAAAGAGACGCUGAUUGUUCAUCGAAUAUUUGUAAGUCGAAGUCGAAGCAGCCAGACUUGUGUUAUCGUGGUGCUUCUUUGACAGUAAAGUGCAUCACAUCAUAUUGCAUUAUAUCAUAUAAUAUUGAACCUUUAGCUGCUUUAAAUAGACAUUUCAAACUUCGGAUCGUUUGUCGAGAAGAAAUAUCGUAUCAUACUGUCUUGAAAGCGACGACACAAGUCCGGUCACCUCGUCUUACUCCUUGGAGAUUCUCAGUGACUUGCGUGACUGAAAAAAAAACCUUCACAGACAUAUUCAUCUCCACUGCACUCAUCUCCAGAACGUUGCCAAACGUGACGUUAACGAACACAGCGUUAACGAACACAGCGUUAACGAACGCGGCGUUAACGAACGCAGCUCUCCUUCCAGUCUCGGCUGUUUUUUUUUUUCCGAAGCCGAGACGUUUUCACCGUACUGUUUACACUCAGUAAAGCAGGUUCACCUUAAACCAGCAUACCUCAACACACCACUUCACUCAUCUACUUUCCACAGCAUUACAGUUUUACACCACUUCGUGUCGUUGAGACACUCCACGCGGUGGCUAACAGCUGCAUUCUUCUAGCUUCAGACGUAUCGUGGACAAGUAUCAUGGAUUUAGACUGAAUGUCAACCGGACGGAGCAUUUCAGUGCUUUUUAACAUUAUUGUUAUUAAUAUUAUUAAUAUUAUUAUUAUUACUAUUAUUAAAGCGAAAAGAAAUCAUAAACGGUUUAAGUACCGUGUAAGGAAUGGGCGUUUGCGAUGUAUUACUGAACCGAUCAGUCGUUAUGAUCACGGUCGUGGCGUGUUUCGGAAAGGUUACUUUGGCUGGAAUGUCGAGAACUUCGCCAAAUGUAAAGUCAAAGCACGCAGUUCAUUUCUUUAGUGAAUCAGAUUAUACGUUAAACUUCAAAAUAGGGUGCCUGAAGUGAAACUGUGCCAUGUUUGUUCUCGAUAAACAUCUAAGUAUUUAGAUUUCAGUCUACGUAUGUCAAAGUAGGCAUGUGCUGAUAAUUAGGUUGUAUGAUAUUCUGCAAUAUUUAUCAGACUAGACAUGUCUAGCUAGGUGGAGCCAGAUUAUCCAUCACUGACAAUGCUAACCUAGCUAGCUAGCUAGCUAGCUAAAGUCCUAUUGGGAAGGGUGACUCUCUUGUAAGGUUGAUUAUUUUGGGUAAAUUUGAUGGCGCGUCCUUUUUUGGAGAAGGCGAAAGUCCACCAUUUUAGUCCGUGAAAGGCAAAACGUAAGUUAACAUACAAAUUUUAUGCUAAUAUUCGUGACAUGGAAGGUUAACAUCGGCACAUGCCUGCUGAGGAGUUGUGUAUUAUUAGUGCGAAAAAGCCUAGAUGUUUAUAAUAAACGUUAACAGGGAAUUGUUGUGAUUUCACUAAAAACAUUUCGGGUCCAGUUUUUUCUAAUCAUUCGUAUACAGAUAUUCCGUUAUGAAAACUGUAUAGGGACAAAGAGCCAGUUCUCUUCGGAUAAGCUAGAUAUUUCCAGUUGCGUUUCUUAUAAGUACCGUUUAGUAGACAUGAACAUUUCUCUAGUCGUCCCCUGGUGUGUGCGGAGGGGAAGAUGUACGCGAUAGCAGAGUGGCCGGUGCGAGCGUGUACAGGAUUGUGUCACGUAGCUGUUAGCAGUGCUGAGAAACUUUGUCGUGCCACAAUCAGGGUUAAUGGUAGAAUUUUUAGUGUUUGUUUUUUUUUUUAUAUAGAAUUUAUGAAUCCCGUUUCUCUCCCGGGAGUCACGUCGGGAGUUUACCGGGGAAAUCGGAAACAUCCGGGAGUUUUUUUUUUCUUUGCCGUUACUGCCUUGUGUCGUGUUGGUCUGUUAAUAUGUAGUGACGGAGAAUCGUGAUUCACUGCAGUGAUUUGAUUCUUUCAAACGACUCAUUUAAGUGAAUCAAUUUCAAGCUUUAUGAUUCUUAUUUCGCAGAUUGUGUCUAAGUUACCUUGUCUCACUAAGUUAUCUUGUAAGAACAAACAAGAACAUAGAAAUGCUAGCAGCUAGCAACGUUACGUAAGAUAAUUCUUAAAAAGAGAAAGAAAAAGAUUAUAGCAGUAACAAUCCAUUAAGUUACGCUGACUGACAUUGGUUACUCAGUUAGCUAGCUAGCUAGUUACAAUCACCAUGAGAGGUUUUUGCUAGCUAGCUAACUUGGCUUAACAUUUUCAUGAGAAAUAUCAAAAUAAACAUCCAUAUUAGGCUGAGCUCAAGUCGACAUAGUUGAGCAUAGCUUAAAGCACAUUGAUCCUGCGUCAGUUUUCUAUUCUAUAAUUAUAAAUAAACAGCUACGAAUUGGAUAAAACACGCAGCCAAGUUCCGUUGACGUGGACAUUAACACAGGAGCUUGCCGCUAGCUGGCUAACUCUUCUAAGCAAAGCCUCCUCUUGGUAAACAUCAGAACAGAGUUAGCUAGCUAGCUAAAUUUACCAGAGGCGAUUACUGAGAGAUUAGCUGUCUAAUUUAGCUAACUCUGAGCCUCCUAAUGCCAGAAGUCUGAACAAUGUUCCAGAUUAUGCGCUGGUUGUACCAAAUAAUGCUAAACCGCUAAUGUUAUUUUACGCGCAGAUCCUGAUUUUGCUCAGUAAGACGGUCAACAUGGGCAGAGUUUAAGCUACAUGUGAUUAGCCAAUAGAAAUCUUGAUGGCAUGACAUCACCAAAAUACUUUACCUAAUGUUCUAGCAAACAUGGCUUGCUAGUUAACGUCAGGCAACGUAACAUUAAACAUUCUGAUUCAAAUGAAUCAUUGAAUUGAUUCACCUGAUUCUGAUUCGUUUAUAUGAGUCGUUUGAAGAGAGCGAAUCCUUUUUUUUUUUUUUUUUCUUUCUUUCUGCGAAUGGCCCAUUUCUGUUAUUUGGAAGGAAGACUUUAGCAUUAUAGUAGAUGCAGUACCGUACAUCGUGAUUGGUUAAGACUGACUAGGCUGUCGUGUUAGGUGUUGCUGUAUUUUCGUAGAGUGUUUCCAUCCUGAGCAUUAUGGCGUGCUGAUGAUUUAUUAACCGUUCGUGACAUUUCAUAGCGAGGGCCUGAUGACGACAUAACGAUGUUGAUUCUAUUUGCUAAUACGUCAUUCCCCUGUGUCUUAUUUGGAGCAUGAAUUUCUAUUUCAAUGCAUUAGCGUUACACAUGUACACUCGAUGUAUUAUAAUAUGAAUAAUGUAUGUUUUCCAUAUGCGAUAUGACAAAUGAUUUGUUCUGUGACUAGGCAUGUGCCGAUAAUCCGUUAAAUCGUGAUCGAUUCGGAUGGAGGCUGGCCGUGUAGGCAACGGAGUAUGAGAUCUCAUGCUAGCAAACUUGGCUAGACAAUAUAAAACGCUAGCAAACCUCACACUUAAAUUUAUUUAGACAAUAAAGUAGUCUAGCUAACGUUAGCUAGCUUGUUAUAAACCUGGCUAGCUAUGUGGCUAAGGAUUAACGUAAAUGUGCGCAAUUUGGAAAGGUAGUCUUGUGUUUGCUGUGUUACAAAAUGCAUUUAAAAACAUGGCGGACAAAUUUGUAAUAAACGUUAGCUAGUUUUGACGUUAAUGAAACACUGAUUAUCAGCACGUGCCUAGCGGUGACAUAGCUAAUAUGCUGCAUUAAAGGGACAUUGCCUUCUUUUUAAACAAUGACCAAACAAUUUAAAAAAAAAAAAAAAAAAAAAAAAAAGGGAACCGGAAGUGGGAUUUUUUUUCCCGUCGUCCCUCGAUACGACGAGGAGAUUUUUUUUUUUUCAUUUCAACCGCAGGAGACGACGGGAUUCACGGUUCUCGUUUCUCAUUUCUCAUCGCGAGAGUCAAAUCCAAACGAAGUGCCUCCUUUUUAGCCGUGCAGUCCGGGUAGUGCCCACGUCAAGGUUUGCACUUUGUGUGUCACUUCUGUCCAUUGUCUGUGUGCGUGACACACACUUACACACACUUCCAUACACUUACACACACACACACACACACACACACACAUACAGUCAUAUACACACAUAUACGCACAUGUGAUUUGAAGAGAGAGGUGUCAUACUACGCUGAUUGCAUGUGAAGCCGAACCUGUCAAAGUCCUUCUGAAUAAAACCUGUGCUGGCCUGAA